UUUUGACAAGAGAGAGCAGAAUUACAGAUGCUCUUGUUGAGAUAGUAGGUGGAACUGUUACGCAUGAAGAGGAAGAAUUGCUUGACUACUUGGAUAAUUCCCUAUUUCGACUAAUGGAUGGGGGACAUGGUAACACCAAUGCAAAUGCUUCAGGAGGAGUUCCAGCGGAUGCAAGAGAUAGAGUUUUAUUAUCAAUUAUUAGUGUGGAUCAUGCCAGUAUAAACUCAAAUCUAUUACUUAAUGAUUUUGGGAAAAAUUCCACUUUUGGUCCCAUGACUUUGAUACCACUUCCACAUUACUCCCUUGACUUUCAAUUUAACCAAAUCUAGUCCGUGACCUUUUCCCCUUCACCACCCGUCGUCCUUCCGACCACAACUCCGGCAAAUUUUAACCGGAAACCAAUUAAUGAAGGUUAGUUGCGUCAUUUAAUAGCAUUUAUAGGUUUUCUUAUCGAAAAAAUUCCACUUUUGGUCCCAUGACUAUUAUGCCACUUCCACAUUACUCCCUUGACUUUCAAUUUAACCAAAUCUAGUCCGUGAACUUUUUCUCUUCACCACCCGUCGUCUUUCCGACCACAACUCCGGCAAAUUUUAACCAGAAACUCAUUUAUGUAGAAAUAUUGGGACAUUUUAGUAAUUGUAUGUUGUUAAAACGGCUACCUACAAAAUUAACUUCAAUUAAUAUUGAGUUAAUACGCCGGCUUCCUUCAUUCUCAAAACCGGCUUCCUUAAUACGUCGGCGCCAACAAAUCCACCACCGACGCUGAUUAGUGUCAACACAGGCUCGCAGAAUCACCACCCUUUUCUACCUCUUUCGUUUAGCCACCACCAGUUAAGGUAAUAAGUUUCCUUCUGUUCAAUUUUUUUGUUUUUAUUCUAAUACUAUCGUAUUGUGUUUAAUUUUUGUCAGUGAUCCGAUGUUUAUUUGAGAUAUUUCAAUAUUUUGUAUACAUGGCAUUCAGAUUGAAUGUUUGCUCCAAUUAGAUAUCGUAUGCCAUUUUCAUGCCCAUAAGGUGUUUAUUAAAAUGCUACAAUGAAGUAUUAAUUGGUUAUUAAAAAUUGUUAAAAGACUUACAUAAUCUUUGCUCCUCUUGUUUUUAAAUAUGUUCUCUCUUUUAUCUUCUUAUUAAAUUGCUCUCUAUCCCUGGCACGUUAAAGCUCGUGAACUUGAGUGAGGGUUGGGGCUUCUGGAAAGUUGUUGCCUAUUAUCUAUCUUUAACCGCUCAUGAAGGGUUUGCUGCCUUGCUGGCAUUGCUGCUAUUGCGUUCCUGCAAUGAUACUCAGAGUGAUGGUAGAAGGGUUUUGUCAGUGUACAUUAAAACGAUUCAGAAAAUGCUCAUAAACUCAAUUUUUUCCAUAGCAUCUAAUGUCUCAGCUUGGUGUACUUAUUUUGUUGCACCACUCAUAGAAGAGCUUGUUUUAGAGCUUGCAUGAUCCCUUUGCUUUCUUGUGGAGGAUUCAAUAUGUAUACUGUCAUGUUUCUUUGUCCCAUAUUUUUUAGUUUAGCUCAUUUGAACCAUUUAUAGGAAUCACCCAGCAAAGAGGCAGCUUGCUCAAAGCUUUUAGGGUUGCAGGUUUCCAGCUUGGCUACACUGUCAUAUUUGGGUCAUAUGCUUCCUUUCUAUAUGUUUGUAUAGGGCAUCUGAUCGCACCUCUUGUUGCUCACAUCUUUUGUAAGUAUAUGGCCUUGCCCGUCAUAAAUUCUCCUCAAUCAGGGACAAUAGCAUUGGCAUUUCUAGCCGGGCUGCUGGGAUUCUACCGGCUUCUUUUCCCAUUAACCAGUCCACAACUUCAUAACAAUAGAGCAAGUAGUUGCAACUGCUGGCAUCGAUAUUGUACUUGAGACUAAAGAAGAUUGGACGGCUUGAAAGAGAUUGAUCGGCUCCAUUAUGAAAUUCAAGAUAGAUGGUGGGAGCCUUUGCGGCACUGGGGUGAUGAUGAUGAUAACAUCCUAUCUCAGUUACUAAGCCUCUGUGAUCAAAGAAAGAGAAGAGAUGUGAAAGCAAGUGUGCAUUUAACAGGAAAAAUGUACUGGCUGACAGUAAAAUGGAGGUCAUUUAGCUCUCCUCUCCUUAUUAUUCUAUGUGUUAAUUAGAAUCUUUUCUCUUUGUUGGUUAUUAGUAUCUUAUGUUGUAUUGCUAUGUAAUGAAUGAGAAUAUUAGUUGACGUCACUUGACGAUUUACACUCUUUGGUUAUCUGGAUUUACUAUUUUUUGGAUCAUUAUUCUUUGUUCCUAUCAUUACGUGGCAUCAAUUUUUGGAAGCUGCAGGGUGCCAAGUAAGCUGCUUUAGAAUUCAGAAACAAACAUGAUGUCGAAAAAAUAUUGGAGCAUGAAAUUUACCAGCCAAGAAGAAAAGCAGAAAAAAGAAUUGAGCAUGAUCAGAUAUGCCAGCCAAGAAACGUGGAGUUGAGAAAUGGAGCAUGAAAUUUACCAGCAAAACAUGCUAUUUAUAGAGUAUAGAGUUGAAAAUGUCUUCCAUCUGUUUAGUAUAUCGAAUUAGAAGAGUUUUAUAGUUAAUAUACUUUGAUGUUUUGGGUUUUUGUAUUGAGCAACUUUAGUUUACUAAAUUACGAAAGAUUUUUUAGAUUAUGGUUGUUAUCAGAUAUUAUGACUAGUAUUAUUUAUAGAAAAUCGUAUAAUAGAUGUGUGAUAUAAU
Messenger RNA from Cuscuta epithymum, 2657 nucleotides. The record is from the annotation of a GenBank genome assembly. Lineage: Eukaryota; Viridiplantae; Streptophyta; Magnoliopsida; Solanales; Convolvulaceae.